CCUUUUUUAUUCGCACCUCGUUUUCGUGGACGCUAUUUUAAAUGGCUUCCUAGCGCGGAUACUAUUUUGAAUGGCAUUUUUGUUGAUCCUUUGUCAAACUCAUCACAUCUCACCCCCUCACCAUAAUUUUCAUGAAGUCCACCCCAAUUCUGGUAUCUCCAAUUCUACAGUAUUCCUAUACAGUAAAAAGCCCUAAUAACUCGACGCCAUUUCUGCUCUAUUUCUGCCUGUGCGUUCCUCUCACCUAAUAUCUGUUUGCACGUUUCUUUAUCUGUGCAACCAAUUAUCAAGAAACCCAAUUUCUCACCGCUCAAUAUGAAACCUCACAAACUCCUGAAUUCUCAAAUUCUUUUACACCAGAAGUUCAAACUCGCCACUAUCAUCCUCACAAACCAAUGUCACUCCGGUGCACCUCUCUCUUCAACCCCAUGCUCAAACAUCGACCAUCAACAGACAGAAACUCUCUAUCAAAGCUUCUCCACAGACUCACCUCCAGUAAGCACAGGUCAGACUUUGCUUAAUUCAAUACAAUCUUCUCAGUGGCAUUUUGUCAAACACCUUGCUCGGAACUUGACGCCCGCACUUAUUUCCUCCACUCUAUCGUCUCUCCACAAAACACCGGAUUUAGCUCUUCAAUUUGUAACCCACAUUGGAUUUACGAAUCUCGAUAUCAAAACCAAAUGCCUUGCUAUUGCAGUAAUCUCUCGCUCACCAUCCCCAAAACCUACCUUGCAACUCUUAAAACAGACGAUCGCUAGUGGCAAUUCUACCAUUAAGGAUAUUUUUUAUGAACUGGCAGUUGCUCGGGAUCGGUUAAAUGCUAAAAGUAGUGUACUUUUUGAUUUGUUGAUAAGAGCUUGCUGUGAACUGAAGAAAGGUGAUGAUGCUUUUGAGUGUUUUAACAUGAUGAAGGAAAAAGGUGUAGUUCCUAAGAUUGAAACGUGUAAUGAUAUGUUGAGUUUGUUUCUGAAGUUGAAUCGGACCCAGACUGCAUGGGUUUUGUAUGCAGAGAUGUUUAGAUUAAGGAUUAAGUCAACAGUGUAUACAUUUAACAUAAUGAUCAAUGUUUUGUGCAAGGAAGGGAAAUUAAAGAAGGCAAAGGAGUUUAUUGGGUUUAUGGAGGGUUUAGGGGUGAAGCCUAAUGUUGUUACAUAUAACACAAUAAUUCAUGGAUAUUGUUGGAGAGGGAGAGUCGAAGGUGCUCUAAUGAUUGUUGAUGUGAUGAAAAGUAAGGGGCUGGAGCUUGAUUCAUAUACAUAUGGUUCACUUAUUAGCGGGAUGUGUAAGGAGGGAAGACUGGAGGAGGCAUCUAGGAUGCUUGAGAAAAUGAAAGAAAUUGGACUACUACCAAAUGCUGUGACUUAUAACAUCUUGAUUGAUGGGUAUUGCAAUAAAGGGGAUUUGAAUAAGGCUUUUGGUUAUAGGGAUGAGAUGGUUGGGAGGGGCAUAUUGCCAACCGUGUCUACUUAUAACUUGUUGAUUCAUGCAUUAUUUUUGGAAGCUAAGAUGGAUGAAGCUGAUGAUAUGAUAAAAGACAUGAGAGAUAAUGGGAUGGUUCCCGAUUCUAUAACAUAUAACAUCUUGAUUAAUGGAUAUUGCAGAUGUGGGAACGCAGAGAAAGCAUUUAGCCUCCAUGAUGAAAUGGUAUGUAGAGGCAUUCAGCCAACACGGGUAACUUACACAUCGCUAAUUUAUGUUUUGGGUAAACGGAAUAGAAUGAAAGAGGCUGAUGACCUUUAUGAAAAGAUAGUCAUCGAAGGUAUAUUUCCAGAUCUUAUAUUGUUCAAUGCCUUGAUUGAUGGUCACUGUGCUAAUGGGAAUAUGGAUCGUGCAUUUGCAUUGUUGGAGGAGAUGGAUAGAAGGAAAGUUAUUCCUGAUGAAGUGACUUACAAUACCCUAAUGCAAGGCCGUUGUAGGGAGGGAAAAGUUGAAGAAGCUCGUGAGCUUCUUGAAGAGAUGAAAAGUAGAGGAAUCAAACCUGACCAUAUUAGUUACAAUACUCUGAUUAGUGGGUAUAGCAGAAGAGGUGAUAUGAAUGAUGCUUUUAGAGUUAGAGAUGAGAUGCUGAGUAUAGGAUUCAAUCCUACACUUCUCACUUAUAAUGCCCUCAUACAGGUUUUAUGCAAAAACCAGGAAGGAGAUCAUGCUGAAGAGCUCCUCAAAGAAAUGGUUAGCAAAGGCAUUGUUCCUGAUGACAGCACCUACAUUUCUUUGAUUGAGGGGAUGCAGAAAGUUGAUGAUGUUUUGAGUAAUACUGAUUCAUAAUCAAUUUGUAUGACUAAAGUUUAAAUCUUUGUUAUAAAAUGGUGUUUCAAAAGGAAUAUUCAUCUUUGUUUUACAUGGAGGGGCAUUUCUUAUAUGUGAUAUUUUUCAUGACUUUAGUUCACAAGUUCUGGCAGGCUUAGGUCAGAAACCUGCCUUUCCUAAUAAGUUUGCAACAAUGGACUGGGAUGCUGAAUGGGGUUCAUUGUGAAGAGCUACUUGAGUUUUGAAGGAUAAAAGGUUUACUGCAAGAAUGCCAAAUACAAAGCUUCGAUCAUGUAUAUGUAUUUAGCUUCUCUGUUGUACUACUUUGUAUCUUAAAGUUGAUGGAAUCAAUAUAGAAGGCAUUAUUUAAUGGAGUAACAAUUUAGUUUGCAACAGAUAGAACAACCAGUUAAUAUGAAAAACAUACCAAACCCCGUGAUUUGUGUAUCUUGGAAGAAUAAAAUAGCUUCUAUUUUUUCCCCCUCCAAUUUGUUUCCCCUUUUCCUAGUUCUGAUGUCACAGCCUUGCCUGGCCUCAAGCCUUAUCUUCCCUUUUACAGUUUUAAUUAUUCUAUGACAUAUCAGUUCAAAAAGAAAAACUAUAACCUUAGACAUUCUGCUCUUCUCAUUUCGUUGCAAUCUUUUCAAUUUGAAGUUCCUAGUUAAUUGUAGGUCGUGCUUCUAAGUAUGAGACAAAUUUUCAAAGAAAAGGUAAUCAUGUUAUCAUUUUCAUAUGCUUAAUCAUUCUGGUUCAUAUAUGAAUCAGGGUUUUAUUUGCCUAAGACAGAAGCCAUGUAAGGCUAUUUUCUGCUGGAUCUUUUUCAAUUUAACAUUCAGUUAGCUUGCAGAGUUCUGUUGCUUUUGUUGAAUUUAUUCUGACUAUUUUGCAUAAUAUAUAUCCCCAGUCGGGACUUUAGUGUGUAAUCUGAUGAUGGGUCACAACUUUAUUUGUUUUGUGCUUAAUAUGCUGGUAUUUGUCCCAGCUAGGGAGAGGUUGGUUCUCCAGCCUGAUAUGCUGGAUGAGAUAUCAAGGGGCAUUAACUUUAUUUGUGAAUGAAAAGAUACUUGAGUAUUAGUUAGCCUGUUUGCUGGCUUAUGCAAUUAUCCUAUGUGUAUGGUUCCACCCCUGACUUCAACCCCUUCCCCUUGCUCUUUAGUCUGCAACAGAAAACCUGACUAAUAAACUAGUUUUCUUUUGUGGUUGGCGUGUAUCCAGAACCAGACCUAAUGUUCUCAGCUUUUAGUUUCUUUGGAACAUGAACAGCUUGGGUUAGUUUCUAUCAUUUGUCACAUCAAGCUUGUUCAUGCAACUAGGCAUAAUUUGUGUGGCUUAAAACAAGGGUCCUCUUUGGCUUUGUUUCUGUUGUUGCAGUGAUCCGUGAUGCACUCAGUCACGAUUUUUUGAACACCAGAACUGUUUCUCUCUUAUGCUAGGGGCCUGACAUCUUGAAAAAUCCCUUGUUUGCUGGAUCACAUGGCUGCCUGUGGAUUUUUUAGCUUCAGACUUUUUUUUUUUUUUUUUUUGAAAAUUGCUUCAGUAAUUUAUGUAUGUGGAUAAGUUUAUUUUGUUCUUUUGCAUGGCUUGAUAUCAUCCAAAAUUUCAAGAAAAAUAAGUGAGGUCCAUGAAAUGUUCUAUUGUUGUCACUUUGAUCGACUCCAUUAUUCUUAUGUGUAACUAAUAUUUAAGACCUUUAGGAAAGCUGAGGAGGAAAAAGGCAAAUACAGAAAGAGACUAUUGUCCAAAGAACAUAAAUUGGCAUAAUAACUUCAAAUGUCCAACUUAUGGACAUUGUUGGCUUUUCUUUAAUUUCUUUACUAUGAUUCUUCCAGGAUUCAUACAACAUUUUCCUGGUGCUGUGAAACUUUAACUUUGCAAAAUGGUGUGACUCAAACACGAACAUCUUUCAGAUACUGCUACAGUAGCAAGGGCAUAUUCUACCUGCUUUGGCUUUAAUCCUCCUUGGAUUAUGGCACACCAUCAACACUAUCAGAGCCUACUGCCUCAAAGGCUCUACUAACUUCAAUGUGAAGUUUUGGUACCCAUUUCACAGCCCUCUUUCACGACUCAAACACUUGGAGCUUAUCUUCAUCCUGUUUUUCUCUGUCUUUGCAAUUUUUUUGCAACUUUUAGAUUUCCCUUUCCUCCACUUUGCUUUCAAGCUUGACAACUUUGAACAUGCAACCAUGUUUCUUCAUCUUGCCAUAUUUGCAGGUUUCACACUUUCUGCAGAGGUAACUCAUUCAUCUGAAAUCCUUUCUGGGGUCAGCGGAAUACUUGCAGCCUCUGUUUUUUGUCAAGAACUUUUCCUGCUCCAUUUCCACUCAACUGACCAUGUUGGACUUGAAGGUCAUUAUCAUUGGCUUUUGCAGCUCAUAGUGUUUGUGUCCCUUGUGUCAGCUUUAGCUGCAACUAGUUUUCCAUCCAGUUUUCCUGCAGCUCUUGUUCUUUCGAUUUCUGUUGUAUUCCAAGGCUGUUGGUUUAUGAUCAUGGGGUUUGUGCUAUGGAUUCCUGGAUUUGUACCUAAGGGUUGUGCUAUUCAGUUGCCUGAGACCAGCACUUAUGACAUACAUGGAGCAGUCGCUUGCGGAUCUAUUGAUGCAGACUUAAGGGCUAGGGCCCUGGCCAAUUUGCAAUUUAGUUGGAUACUGUCUGGAAUUUUGUUGUUCACUGGGUGUGUUUGCCUGAAAUUAGCUGAAAGGUGCACCUCAAGGGGCCAGUCAACUGAGUAUGAGCAGCUUUGCAUUAGAGGUACAGAUGUCCCUAUAGCCAUUGUUGGCUUCAAGGAAGCUCGUCCUUGAGAUAUUGCAUUAUGCAGAAUAGUGCACUUUUAUGCCCAUUAUUAACACUUGGAUUAUUGUAGAUGUUGAACUUUUGGUCAGUGCUCAUCCGAUAUGCCCCUAUUCCUGUGAAUUUUGACCUGUCAUUAUUAAGCCCUCCUGAAGCCAAGGCGAAGUUAGAAUUUUGUGGCUUUUCUUAUCAGAUAUAGAUACCUUUCGGGGCAACUUCUAUAAUAUAUGAAAGUUGAUGUCAUGUACAUUUUAGAAUGGCAAAUAAUGCCUGGCUGAGAUUUCAUCCCUGUGCUUGUAAUUAAAACUAUGAAGCUUGUAGUUCUGUUGCUCUUCUGAGUGAUGCAACUUGUCAAUGGUUAAAAAUAGAAGCAAUUUAUAAUAACACAAACAUAUUUAUUAGCGAUUUA
Messenger RNA from Hevea brasiliensis (rubber tree), 5443 nucleotides. RefSeq names its product pentatricopeptide repeat-containing protein At2g15630, mitochondrial. Lineage: Eukaryota; Viridiplantae; Streptophyta; Magnoliopsida; Malpighiales; Euphorbiaceae. The transcript is spliced from 2 exons. The record is from RefSeq and is a predicted model, not a curated record. Bases 316 to 2265 code for a protein of 649 amino acids. Gene Ontology annotation, molecular function: protein binding.